AAAUCCAAUUGGUGGGUUGCAAGUCAUUUCUUGGGCGCGCUAAAAACAUAUUUGUCGUAGAUUAGCAGCAACACAGAACAAUCAUCAGUCAUGUAAUGCUGGCGAUGUGUCGAACGAGAGAAAUGUACAGUUUAUAACGCCGAGAUGGAUCGUUACAAUAACCUGAAAGUCCUGUUGAAGAGCUGGGAGUCAUCCUUUAUUCAAGAACACAAGAGAAAACCAAACAAGGAUGAUGUAGAUAACGCUCCAGAAGAGAUGAGAGAACUUUACAAAGAAUACAGAGCUAUGAAACGAGCAAGAGAAAGUGAGAAUGCAGAGAGCAGAGACCAUGAGAAUUCAGAGCCCGCGGGCCGAGCCCAGCGCCCAGAGCCCCACGCAACAGAAAAGGUUCCUGAGGCUGAUUGCUGGGGGUCACAUCUGAACCGGGCAAACGCGGCAACAACCCCGAAACUGACCCCGAAAGAAAAGGAGUCUCUGAAGACUUCAGCACAGUACUUUGGAAUGAAGUUAAAAUCUAACCUGGGAGCAUACAGCAAGGACCGCCCGACAUCUUUAAGGAAAUCUUUCACACCAAAGAGAACUCCACUGAAGUCAUGUAAGGAGAACCCAGACCCCAUGGAUAAGACAGACCUGGUUCCUCCCAUGCCAAAACCAGCCAACACUACGCCCAACCCGACCCCUGUACCAACCUUGGAUCUGGAGGAAAAGGAAGAACCAUUUCCCACAAUUAAAGGCUUCACUCCAUCCAGGAUCACGCCAUCCCCAGCCAGUGCACCAAAGGGCCUUAGGAGCAGAGUCCAGUGCUUACAGCAGUCCAUGACAAAGAGGUUGCUGUCAGUGGACCCAGGCUGGCUGGAGCGCUGCCAGGUGUUUGGAGACAUGGAGGAUCAGGAGAAGCCUGUGGUAGGAAACUUGGCAACACCAGCUCCACCGCCGAAGGAAAGUGAUUGGGACUUUGAAGAUGAUGAAUCAGAGUACCUGCCAGUCAGCGUGACUAAGAAGAAACAAGAGCCUCAAAAGCCUCUAAAGUGUGAAAAGCCUCUAAAGCUUCAGGAGACUGGAGAGAGUGAAGAUGAUGCCCCCUUUGUUACAAAAGUGGUGCCUGAGAAGAAAGAGGUGAAGAAAGCAAGCAGAAAGAGACGGAGGGUGGCAGAUUCUGAGGGAGAGGAAUGUCUGGAAACUCCGGAGAAAGGUGCGGCCAAAAAGAAGAGAAGGACUAAGAAAGAGUCUCGCUCCACAGCGCGCAAGAUAUCCGAGAGUGACGAAUCUGACAAGGAGGAAGGAGCCAGGGUGGAGCCAGAAAAGGCGAAAGCAAAGGUACCCGCUGAGAAUCUUCUGGGAGAAAUUGAAUACGAAGAGGUCAGAGUCAGCAGGGCAGAGGUUCGGAACAGUGCUGUGUCAAGAACAGCACCAAAGAGUGAUGGAAACUUUGUGAAAAUUAAUCUGAAGAGGAAAUCGCAUGUGAAAGGCUAUGCUCUGAAAGGGGCUGCCCUUCGCAAACAGAUGUACGUGCAGAAAUUUCAGCUGAAGGGCGAGCGGUUUGGAGGAGGAGGAGGAGGAGGAAGAGGAGGAAGGCGGGGCGGUUUUAAUCGGAGUGGCGAUAGCUGUUUCAAAUGUGGAGGCACCGGGCACUGGGCCAGAGACUGCAAGGGUACAGCUCUAGCGCCUGCUCCGGAGAAGGUGCUCGACGAGGAAGAAGCUGCUGAGGAGCAGUUUGAGUUGCCCACGCUAGAGGAAGUGGCUCGCUCCACCAGCACCCUGCGCAGUGAUCCAAUAGUCCCCUCCAGCUUCAGUCAGGAGGACAAGUCUCAGAUGAAGGAGGAGGAUCAUGUGUUCAUGAACGUGAUCAGGCCAGAUUAUGAAAAGCCCACCCCUCCUCCAGCCAUGGAACCGCUCUACAGCCUUGGGGAGGACGGCAAGGUUAUAGACACACCUGCCGAGGUUUACGAGGCUCUGGCAGAGUUUGGCUACAAGUCCUUCAGACCUGGUCAGGAAGUGGCCCUCAUGAGAAUCCUCUCAGGUCUGUCCACUCUGGUGGUCCUCUCCACUGGAAUGGGGAAAUCUCUCUGCUACCAGCUGCCAGCCUACUUGUAUGCCAAGAGGUCAAAAAGCAUUGCCUUGGUGGUGUCUCCUCUAGUGUCUCUGAUGGACGAUCAGGUUUCUGGACUCCCUCCCAAAGUGAAGGCUGUUUGCAUUCAUUCCAACAUGUCAAAGAACCAAAGAGAGGCUGCUAUUGAAAAGGUGAAGGAAGGCAAUGUCCAUGUGCUGCUGCUGUCUCCGGAGGCCCUGGUUGGAGGAGGGCAUGCAGGGCCGGGCUGCCUGCCCCCUGCUGACCAGCUCCCUCCUGUGGCCUUCGCGUGCAUUGACGAAGCUCACUGUGUUUCUGAGUGGUCCCACAACUUCCGACCCUGCUACCUGAGGCUGUGCAAGGUUCUGAGAAACCGGCUGGGGGUGCGCUGCCUGCUGGGCCUGACAGCCACCGCCACUCUGGCCACGGCCCGUGACAUUGCCCAUCACCUGGAGAUCAGGGACGAGGAUGGGAUAGCCGUCCGUUCUGCUGCCAUCCCACCCAACCUGCAGCUCUCCGUGUCCAUGGACAGAGACCGGGAUCAGGCCCUCGUGUGUCUGCUGAAGGGUGACCGGUUUGGCUCCCUGGACUCAGUCAUUGUGUAUUGCACUCGGCGAGAGGAGACGAGCCGAAUCGCUGCCCUGCUCCGGACCUGCAUGCAGGGGGUGCUGUUGAAAGAGUCCUCGGAGCCACUCGGAGAAGGAGAAGGAGAAGCAGAGGACACGCAUGGGAAACGAAAGAAGGCACUUGCUAAAAGGAAGAUCCGGAAGCCGCUGAAGUGGAUGGCUGAGUCGUACCACGCCGGCAUGACUGGGGCCCAGCGCCGGAGAGUUCAGAACAAUUUCAUGUGCGGGGAGCUGCGUAUCGUCGUGGCGACAGUGGCCUUCGGGAUGGGCUUGGACAAGUCUGACGUCCGGGGGAUCAUCCACUACAACAUGCCUAAGAGCUUCGAGAGCUACGUGCAGGAGAUCGGCAGGGCUGGCAGAGACGGGAAGCCAGCACACUGCCACCUGUUUCUCGAUCCUGAUGGAGGAGAUCUGAGUGAGCUUCGCAGGCACAUAUAUGUAGAUACGGUGGAUUUUUACACUGUCAAGAAGCUGGUCCAGAAGGCAUUCCCUCCUUGCAUGUGUCUGCAGAUUCAUCAGAAGCAACAGGACCUAAUGAGGGCUGUGGAGGUGGGUGAUGCAGAGAUGUUUGAUCUCCUUGACCCUUCCAAUGAGCCAUCAGCUGACCAGCAGGAGCCAAAGCAGGGGGCGGAGCAGGGGCCCGAGCAGGAGCAGGGGGCGGAGCAGGGGCCCGAGCAGGAGCUGGGGGCUGAGCAGGGGCCCGAGCAGGAGCAGGGGGCGGAGCAGGGGCCCGAGCAGGAGCAGGGGGCGGAGCAGGGGCCCGAGCAGGAGCUGGGGGCUGAGCAGGAAGUGGGGGAGGAGGAGGAGGAGGAGGAGGCAGAGGCCGAGGAAAGCAAUAAAGCACCCAGAGUAUGCCACACACAUGAACGAGCGAUUCCUAUCCAGGAAACUGUAGAUUCUCUUGACAUCACAGAAGAAGGUAUAGAGACCAUCCUGUGCUACCUGGAGCUGCACCCCCAGCAGUGGGUGGAGAUGCUGCACCCGACCCUCUCCACCUGUCGGCUGGUCUGUUACAGUGGACCCCAGCAGCUCGGGAUGAUCGCUAAGAUUUGCCCCCCAGUCGCGGUCACUCUGGCUCGUCAGCGCAUGGCUGGGGUGAACCACGCCCACACCAGCUCAGUGGAGUUUGAUGUGGUGGAGCUAUCAGACUCCAUGGGCUGGGAGCUGCUCCCUGUGAAGAGAGGACUGAGGCAGCUCCAGUGGAACACGCAGAGAGGUCCCACGGGCUUCAAGGGGACAGGCAAGAGUGGUGUCCUGGUGGAGUUCUCAAACCUUUCCUUUCACUUCCGUUCCUAUGGAGACCUGACUCACCGGGAGCUGGAUGGCGUGUGUCAGUUCCUGCACCAGAGGGUGCUGGCCCAGGAGAAGACUCGGCUCUACCAGCUUCUAGCCUGCUUCAAGGCUUUCCGCAGUGUCGCAUAUCGCAACUGCAGUUCCUGUGCAGAUGAGCUGGAUGUGGAAAGGAGCCUCAAGCUCAAAGCUUUGCUGAAAGACUAUUUUGAUAAGAAGGUCGACCUGGACCUGAGCAAACAGUACCAGGAGUAUGUAGAGGAGGAGGAAGCACUCAGCAAGUUCAAGAUAAAAGACUGGGAGGACCAGAUCCGAGCAGAUAUCAGAAGUUUCCUUUCCACCCACGUGGACGAGAAGUUCUCUGGAAGAGCAAUAGCCAGGAUAUUUCAUGGAAUUGGAAGCCCUUGUUACCCAGCAGUGACGUAUGGAAGAGACAGAAGAUACUGGAGGAAAUAUAUCAAUUUUGAUUUCAAUGACAUAAUCCGAAUGGCGACUCAAGAAAUCAUCGGAAUAAAGUAAAACUAUGAAGGUUCUGGAAAUCUGUAAAACAAAUAUUUACAUUGAUUUUCUGUUCAAGAACGUAUAAUGUAUGUUAACGCCUUGGCAUACUACCUCAGAAUUGUAGUGGGAAGCAAUGAAAAGUGUAAUUGUUACUCAAGUGAUCCCUUUGACCAUUUGUGCCAUUUUGCACAGUAGUAGUUAAGUGUGGGUUUUUCUUUUCAAUGACCCGGAGAUCGAUCUAAACUCAACAGGAUCCACUGUAGGAGAUGUUGUUGGCUGAAUGGAUUAAAGCCAAAGAGGGUCUUUCAGCUUGGGUUAACAUCUCAGAAUCCUUCAUUUCAACACCAAGGGUGUUACAUGUGUAGUGUUCUAUGUGCAUUUCCUAUGUGUAUUUCCUUUGUCUUAUUAGUAUUUGUUUGUAACUAAAUGUGUACUUUAUAAUUGUGUUUAAGUAUCGCUUACCUAUUGUGGAUUUGUAAAAGAAAGCUUUUAAAUAUAUUUUGUACGGACUGAAGUAAAAAUGUAUAUUUUAAUAAUAAAUUGAUAUCGUCUUGUAAUAA
Messenger RNA from Acipenser ruthenus (sterlet), 5045 nucleotides. It is a transcript of the gene recql4, whose product is annotated as RecQ helicase-like 4. The record is from RefSeq and is a predicted model, not a curated record. Bases 145 to 4503 code for a protein of 1452 amino acids. Gene Ontology annotation, cellular component: chromosome; nucleus; cytoplasm. Lineage: Eukaryota; Metazoa; Chordata; Actinopteri; Acipenseriformes; Acipenseridae. The transcript has 25 exons. Gene Ontology annotation, molecular function: zinc ion binding; 3'-5' DNA helicase activity; ATP binding. Gene Ontology annotation, biological process: DNA replication; telomere maintenance; double-strand break repair via homologous recombination.